This is a messenger RNA of Colletotrichum graminicola M1.001, 717 nucleotides long. RefSeq names its product short chain dehydrogenase. The transcript has 3 exons. The record is from RefSeq and is a predicted model, not a curated record. Lineage: Eukaryota; Fungi; Ascomycota; Sordariomycetes; Glomerellales; Glomerellaceae. Gene Ontology annotation, molecular function: oxidoreductase activity, acting on the CH-OH group of donors, NAD or NADP as acceptor. The coding region runs from base 1 to 717 and encodes 238 amino acids.
AUGGCUCUUUUCAACAACUUUACUCGAGACAAGUACGACUGGAGAAGGGAGUUGGUGGUCGUCACUGGCGGUUCUGGCGACCUCGGGAACAUACUCGUGCGGAAGCUGGCAAAGAACUGUAUCAAAGUGGUUAGUCUUGAUAUUGUACCUCCAGAGAAUCCGCUACCAUCGAACGCAUCCUUCUACGAAACGGACAUCACCAGUUCCACUUCCCUCGAAAAGACCGCGGAGCAGAUACGUUGUGACCAUGGCGAACCUACAGUACUGGUCAACAGUGCAGCCGUCAUGAACAUGGCUUCCAUUCUUGACGAGACCGAGGAACAAAUUCAUCAAGUCUUUGAUGUCAACAUCAUCUCCAGUUUUCUGUUGAUCAAAGAAUUCCUGCCCUCGAUGAUCAAACACAACCAUGGUCAUUAUGUCGACAUUGCGUGUCGGGAAGUUUUUGCUCCUGGCGUGAACAACGUAGACUACGCAUGCUCAAAGUCCGGUACCUUAGCCCUGCAUGAGGGUCUGAUGAAGGAGCUGCGGCAUCGGUACAAGGCGCCAAAAGUGCGGGCAAGUGUUAUCCAUCUGCCUCACGUUAAAACAGCCAUGGUUGAGAAGGUUAAGGGCUCCGGAUUCCUCAAGUCAAAGAUAGUCAAACCCGAACCCGUUGUAGACCUUAUCUUCAGACAGAUCAUGGCUGGACGUAGUGGCCAUGUGCAUUUGCCGGAAUAG